AUUCAGAUUCUCUCUUCUGCCCCAACAUGAGGCCCGUUUCUGCAGUUCAAUCCGAGCCGUACGAUCCAAAUCCUAGGGAUCGGAUUAUAAUUGCUCUCACCCCCCACAUGAGGCCCAUUUUGCAGCACGCCCCCUGCAAAAACUGGACCAUCGCACAAAGCCCCAGUUUCCUUCAGCAAAUCAGAGCUCCUCGUCUUCUUCCCCAAAUCACAUCACGCGCGCAUCUCUCUCCCCACGAAAGCAGCCAAACCCUACGGCAAGAUGUUCGGCGGCCUGUACGGCGACCUGCCGCCGCCAUCGUCUGCCGGCGACGACGAAAAGGCCUCCACCGCCGCCGUCUGGUCCAGCGCCACCAAGAUGGCACCGCCCACCCUCCGCAAGCCCGCCUCCACCUUCGCUCCUCCCCCGUCCCUCCUCCGGAACCAGCACUCGCGGCCGCCCAAGGCCGCCUCCGCUCCCACCAUCGAGGCCGCCGCACCCGUACCCGCCCCUGCCGCCUCCUUCCAGCCCGCAUUCGUCGCGGUACAGUCCACCGUGCUCGAGGAGUACGACCCCGCCAGGCCCAACGACUACGAGGACUACCGCAAGUACAAGCUCCGGCGGGCCAAGGAGGCCGAGCUGAGCAAGGAUCUCGAGCGGCGGCGGCGCGAGGAGCAGGAGAGGGCGAAGGAGCGCGAGCAGCGGGAGAGGGAGGAGCGCGAGCGCGAGGAGAUGGACUACCAGUCCAGGGCCUCCUCCCUCAACAUAUCCGGCGAGGAGGCGUGGAAGAGGAGGGCGGCGAUGAGCGGCGGCUCUUCUGCUCAGACGAUCCCCUCGUCCCCGCCUCACGGGGAUGGGUUCGCCAUCGGGAGCUCCUCUUCCGCUGGGUUGGGCGUGGGCGCUGGCGGCCAGAUGACCGCCGCUCAGAGGAUGAUGGCCAAGAUGGGGUGGAAGGAAGGCCAGGGGCUCGGCAAGCAGGAGCAAGGAAUCACCGCACCUCUAGUCGCUAAGAAGACCGAUGGGAGGGGAGGGGUUAUAGUUGAUGAGAACAAUUCCAGGCUGGAAAAGAAGCCAAAAUCUGUCAACUUUGACGGCCUGCCGACACGAGUUUUGCUGCUUCGUAACAUGAUUGGUCCUGGUGAGGUUGACGAUGAGCUGGAAGAUGAGGUGGCAUCCGAGUGCGCUAAGUAUGGGACGGUGUUACGCGGUCCGAGUGGCUACAGUGUUUCUGCAGGACUGCUACAGUCCCCCCCUCUGGACCCACUACCAGUCACUGUAAACAGUACUGCUACAGCGUCGCUACAUUGA
Phragmites australis (common reed) is the source of this 1287-nucleotide messenger RNA. Its product is annotated as DNA-damage-repair/toleration protein DRT111, chloroplastic-like. Gene Ontology annotation, cellular component: precatalytic spliceosome. The record is from RefSeq and is a predicted model, not a curated record. Lineage: Eukaryota; Viridiplantae; Streptophyta; Magnoliopsida; Poales; Poaceae. The transcript has 2 exons. Gene Ontology annotation, biological process: mRNA cis splicing, via spliceosome. Gene Ontology annotation, molecular function: nucleic acid binding. The coding region runs from base 262 to 1287 and encodes 341 amino acids.